UCUCGAGCUGGAGGGUAAAGUUUUGUGAAUGUGUCUCACGAAGGCACGCUAAUUGGAGAAACGCUAAAAUAAUAGAUAGUAGUUGACUAAUAACAUGGAUGGAAGGAUGCAUGGAUUGCUGAUUUAGGAAAAUACAACAUUUAAGAACAAAUCUGAAAUAAACGAGCUUUUAAAAGAGACACCAGAUCAGCUGAUAGUUAGAUCAGUUUUGCCUGAGUGCUGAGCAUCAAAACAGCCAACCUUCUGGGCAGGAGCAUUUUUCAAGGACUUUCUCCUUGAAAGUCUCCACUGUGUUUUAUGGUUGUCAACACUCACUGUUGUACCUGUCAAUGACCCUCUCCAUAAAUAAUGAAAAUCAGAUGAACUGAAAAUUUGAUUCAAUUCAGUUCUUGUAUAAUUUGGCAUACCUCAGACUUUUCUCCCUGUUUUGCAAGAGCCAGAUUUCUUCAAGCUAAUAGGAAGGUGACAGUAACUCAAACAGCCACUCGUUACAGUCAAGUUAUGCAAAAGAGGAUCUCUGAACACAAAACAAAUCAAACCUUGAGCAGGUGAGCUACAGCAGUUCAAAGGGUGUCACCAACAUUAGACAGCAGCAGAUUGUAAAAAAUGAUCUGAUGGGUCUCACUUUCUGCUGUGAUAUUGGGAAGAUGGGGUCAGAACUGAGUGUGAACUGAAAUUCACAGGGUCCUUCUUUUAGAGGUUUCUCAGGUUAAAAAUAUGUUGGAAUGAUUAUGCCUCUUCUUUUUUAAAAUUAUUCAGGACUCUUGGGUAGAAGCCCCUGGUACUUCUAUGUUGUCGUGCUUUUUCUUCCUGAUGUUGCCAUAUGCCAGGAUUGCCUCAUUUAUCACAUCUGAGGUCUCCUGCUUCUUGUCAGGCACUACUAUGUAUGGUUGGUCGGCCAGCAGCUGCUUCUCUGACUAAAACUCAAAUUCCUGUUGCUUUGAAAUACUUUUCAUAGAUUCUCCCAUCAGGACUGGGGAAUUUCUUGUCCACAUGCAGCACAGAUGUUCAUGUACACUAUCCUAGCCACUUGGUUGUGCUUCUCAUGUACUCAGUCAAACUUUCUUUUACAUCCUGCCACUAUAUGUUGGACUGUCUCAGGGACACCUUUGCACAGCCUGCAGCUUGGGUCCUGCUGGCUGUGGUAGACUCCUGCCUCUUUGGUUUCGAAAUUCACUUCAUCUAUCUGUUGAUGGUAUGUCUCAAGGAAGGGCUUGGUCUUCCAUGACACUUCCUCAUCACCAUCUGUCUUCAGAUCAUUUCUUCCAGAUGUAUUUGCGGAUGCUCUGUAUUUCAUUCUGGAUUGUGUCUCUAACCCUCACUAAUCUUCACCCACACUCUUCCUAUCGUUGAGCUGGCUUCUCAGCCCCUUACCUUCUACAGCUGUUUGGCUGUGGCUGACCUUCAUGGGUCUUUAUCUUGGAUCAUAGCAGCCGGGGGGAUACACAGGUAGUUGUAGCUGUUCUUUAUGUCCACUAUCUCCUGUUUUUGCAACUCUAGAUCCUUUUGAAGUGGAUCAGUAAGGCAAUGUCUUGCUUGUUCCUGGUAUACGUCUUAACGUCAGCUUUGUACAGGAGGUGGCUGAUGGUCGCUCUACUCCUGAAUCAGUAUACACUCUUAGUGACAAGCUGGCUUAGGGGGUUGAGGCCUAUGCAAAUGGGGACACUGCAUCACCUUGUUAUCUUCUGUAGUUACUGGGAUAUGAUUGGCUUGGAGAUGCCCAUGGAAUAUCCGAAGAUGAUGCACUUUCUAUUUUUUGUUUGUUUGGGUUUUUUUUUUUAUUUGUGUAUGUGUAUGAACCUGGUGGCAUGAUUCUAAGCAGGUGGGUUCUAGGAGGUCUCAUUUCAGUUUCAACUCUCAUUUUCAAUUGCAUUGGUUUUAGAGCUUGUUCCUAGCACACAUGACUCCCUUUGAAUUCUUCCACCAUUAACUCUGAGCACUCAGUUAUCAUCGUCACAUAAUAGGCUGCAUAUCAAAGUUCCCUGCAAAGUUCAUUUACUCCCUUAUCAGCUCCUGGAAACAAUAUGACUUCUCCUGGGUGACUGAGUUGCAAAAUGGGAUUAAACACUGUGAGGAUUAUUGAGAGCUACCAUGCCAUUGUUUAUGAUUAAUGUUUGAUUAAAUUUUGUGACUUACACAGUACUGACACAGAGUGCACAUUUGCUUAUCAGUGAAUUGAACCAGAUAAAGCAAAAGAUCAUAAAAUUGUUUCAACCCAGGCUUAUGCCUAUAAUAAGCCCUCACUUUGACUUUCCAGAACCAUAGGGUAACAUCUCUGUUUCAUUGGGCAACCAUGAGACUGGUUCUUCCCAACCCAGGGCUGGAUCUCAGGAUCCCAAACUAUGAGGACCUGGAAAGGAUGGAAAAGGAAGAUGGGGACAGACCCAAAUGGGAUAACAAAGUUCAGUACAUUUUAACAUGUGUGGGCUUCUGUAUAGGGAUUGGAAAUGUAUGGCGAUUCCCUUACUUGUGUCAAACCCACGGAGGAGGUGCCUUUUUGAUUCCCUACAUCAUCCUGCUGGUGCUAGAAGGAUUGCCCCUUCUGCUGCUGGAGUUUGGCAUUGGCCAGCGUCUCAGGAAAGGCAGUGUGGGUGUGUGGAGGGCCAUCAAUCCCUAUCUGACUGGUGUUGGUAUUGCUUCCAUGCUGGUCUCUUUAUUGAUUGGCCUGUACUACAACACGUUAAUAGCCUGGAUCAUGUGGUAUCUCUUUAAUUCCUUUCAAGGCCCUCUGCCUUGGACCCAGUGUCCUCUCAAUGACAACCGAACAGGCUUUAUAUCUGAGUGUCAGCAGAGCUCCACAGUGGAUUAUUACUUUUACAGAGUCACUCUGAAUGCUUCUGCCUCAAUAGCAGACUCUGGAGGACUGCAGUGGCCCAUAGUGAUCUGUCUGUUAGCUGCCUGGACAGUCGUCUGUAUCUGCUACAUACGGGGGAUCAGUACUUCAGGAAAGGCAGUGUACGUCACAGCCCUCCUGCCUUACGUAGUGUUGGCCAUCUUCCUGAUCCGAGGAUUGACUCUUAAAGGAGCCAUGAACGGAGUGAAGUACCUGUUCACACCAGAUGUGGAUGAGCUGAUGAACCCAACAACCUGGUUGGAUGCAGGUGCCCAGGUCUUUUAUGCCUUUAGUUUAGCAUGGGGAGGCCUGAUCUCCUUCUCAAGCUACAACCCUGUCCACAACAACUGCAUGCAAGAUGCGGUGAUCCUGACUAUUAUAACUGGCCUCACCUCAAUCUAUGCUGCCACAGUCACGUACACCGUCAUUGGCUUCAGGGCCACUGGCAAAUAUGACACCUGUAUCAGUGAAAACAUCAGGACGUUACUAAAUGGAUUUGAGCUCCCUGAGGACAGCAUCACUGCCAGCAACUACAAUGCAGCCCUUCAUCAUCUGAACAGCUCCUAUCCGGAUACUGUUUUUGGACUGGACAUUAAAACCUGUGACAUGCAGAAGCUCCUCAGUGAGGGAGUGGAGGGAACAGGUCUGGCCUUUAUUGUCUUCACUGAGGCCAUUACCAAAAUGCCGGGUUCCCCAGCCUGGUCUGUCCUGUUUUUUAUCAUGCUUCUGUGCCUCGGACUCUCAACACUUUUUGGCAACAUUGAAGGAGUCGUAGUCCCUUUGAAAGACUUGAAUUUAUUUCCCAAAAGAUGGCCCCAAGAGGCACUGACAGGAAUAACAUGUCUUGUAUCCUUCAUCAUCUGCCUCCUGUUUGCACAGCAGUCAGGCUUUUAUUGGGUAACUCUCUUCGAUAACUUUGCUGGAUCAAUCCCACUGCUGACUAUUGGCCUGACUGAGAUGAUAGCUGUUGUUUACAUCUAUGGCAUUGACAGGUUCAAUGAAGACAUCAAGUUCAUGAUUGGAAAGAAGCCUUGCAUCUUCUGGCAGAUUUCCCUGAGAUUCACCAGUCCUCUGAUCCUCCUGGUCAUUUUAGUUUUCUACCUGGUGACUCAAGCCCAACAAGAACUCACCUAUUUAGUCUGGGACCCCGACUACGAGGAGUUUCCAACUCUGGCAUCAGUACCUUACCCUUCAUGGAUCAAUGUGGUCAUCUUUGUUUUGGCAGGAAUUCCCAGUCUGGUGGUGCCUGUCUACGCCUUGUGCAGGCUGGUUUAUGUACGCUGCAAGAAAAAGAUGAAGCCAGAGAAAGACAUUAAUCAGAUGAAAACAAUUGCCUAAACAAGUCAGAAUACAAUA
Oreochromis aureus is the source of this 4189-nucleotide messenger RNA. Its product is annotated as sodium-dependent neutral amino acid transporter B(0)AT1-like. The transcript has 12 exons. Gene Ontology annotation, cellular component: membrane. Gene Ontology annotation, biological process: sodium ion transmembrane transport. The coding region runs from base 2294 to 4171 and encodes 625 amino acids. Lineage: Eukaryota; Metazoa; Chordata; Actinopteri; Cichliformes; Cichlidae. The record is from RefSeq and is a predicted model, not a curated record.